This is a messenger RNA of Nematocida ausubeli, 336 nucleotides long. RefSeq lists its product as uncharacterized. NCBI's taxonomy places the organism in Eukaryota, Fungi, Microsporidia. The record is from RefSeq and is a predicted model, not a curated record. The coding region runs from base 1 to 336 and encodes 111 amino acids. The transcript has a single exon.
AUGAAAAUAGUAAUAUUCUGCAUAUUUUCAAGAACCUGUCUACAAAAGCAAGCAAGAGUGGUACUAAAAGGUUUUACUACUGGAAAAGAUACUGCUGCAGAUUUAGAUAAAUUCCAGGUGGGCAGACCCAAUAUACUAGCAGUAUUUCAUGAAGAUAUAGACAAAUAUAACCAGAAUUAUCAUAGAUAUGGUUCUUGUAUGCGCAUUGCCACUAGAAUACAGGCUAUGCCUCUACUUAAAACACCAAAAUUUGCAUUUAUAAAUGUUAUCAAACAGAAGGACAUGUUUAUAUUUAGGAUACAUUUGUAUUGCAUGCUUUCCACCCACAUGACUUGA